This is a messenger RNA of Schistocerca gregaria, 714 nucleotides long. RefSeq names its product zinc finger X-linked protein ZXDB-like. The transcript is spliced from 5 exons. Bases 1 to 714 code for a protein of 237 amino acids. The record is from RefSeq and is a predicted model, not a curated record. Lineage: Eukaryota; Metazoa; Arthropoda; Insecta; Orthoptera; Acrididae.
AUGCUGUCUCUGAAGUUCUUCAUUGGUCGACAGCUAUCGAGUUUCAUGCUUAUACUGUGGGUCAGCAGUACUUGUGGAGCGGAAACACCUGGCGGUGCGGCCGGCAAGUGGCCGCGUCGCGGCACGUCAGCCCGGUUGAGCACCGCCCCCGACUACGAGCUAUCGAUCGGCGCAGUCGGUCGCGGGGCGGCGCUGCUGCGUCGAGGCGUGCACCGCAACGCCGCCCUGCGCCGGCCGGGGGCACCAACUGGAGCGCGGCGCGGGCGCAGCGUCCCGGGAGCCGGACGCGGCGGCGGCGGAGGCGGCGGUGGCCGCGCCAGUGCGCGCGACGCCCCCGACCGGCCAGCACGCGCGCAGCUGGACCGCCGCCACGUGCACCGUACAGACACUGCCCCGCCCGACACACUCUCUCUCGGUCGCCGCCAUCGCCGCCUCCGCCUCCCCCGCCGCCGUGCGUCUCCCAGUGCGAUCCCGCGCGACAGCCCGAGCCCCGUCCCCACGGACCGCACGCGGCCCUCGGCAGACAGACCCGCGCCCGCCGCCGCCGCCGCCGCCGGCGCUGCGCCCUCGUGCCCAGAGGAAUUUGGCUUAUCGAUCGGUUCCGGCUCAAUCACGCCAUCUUUUGCGGGAUCUUCCCAGCGGUCCUCGUCCUACAGCAAGACAAGUACCCACAUGGACAACAUAACGGUGUAUGGAGCACUGGAGGCGCUCUAA